Guillardia theta CCMP2712 is the source of this 915-nucleotide messenger RNA. RefSeq lists its product as hypothetical. Gene Ontology annotation, biological process: tRNA methylation; tRNA wobble uridine modification. The record is from RefSeq and is a predicted model, not a curated record. Lineage: Eukaryota; Cryptophyceae; Pyrenomonadales; Geminigeraceae. The annotation marks the transcript as partial. Gene Ontology annotation, molecular function: GTP binding; protein binding. The transcript has a single exon. Gene Ontology annotation, cellular component: cytoplasm.
GAGGACACGAUCUUUGCGCUGUCGAGCCCUCCAGGGAGAGGAGGAGUGGCGGUGGUGAGGAUGUCGGGAAAGGAUGCAUGGAAGCGAGCGAACGAGAUGGUGGACAAGUCAAUGGAGCAGGAGAGGUUCGCGUACUACAGGAGGGUGCUUGACCCCAGGACAGGGGACGUCAUCGACCAUGCCGUCCUCCUCCUCUUCCGCGGCCCCAGGAGCUACACGGGAGAAGACUCAGCUGAGUUCCAGCUCCACGGCUCCCCCGCCGUCGUCGACGCCCUGCUGCAGUGCCUGGCGAGUUUCCCCAGCUGCCGUCCAGCAGAGGCAGGAGAGUUUACGAGGAGGGCGCUGCUGAAUGGGAAGGUGGACCUGGUAGAGGCGGAGGGGAUCGCGGAUCUGAUCCAUGCGGAUACCGAGAUGCAGAGGAAGGUGGCGGUGCGGCAGCUGGGGGGAGAGGUGUCGAGGAUGUACAACGGGUGGAGGGAGGAGCUGGUAGCCUGCAUCGCGCACGUGGAAGCGUUCAUUGACUUUGGGGAGGACGAGGAGAUCGGGACCGACGUCUUCCUCUCCUCGCGGCAGCGCGCGAGCCAAGUUUGCGGGUCAAUGAAGCAGCUGCUGGCGUCUGACAAGUGCGGGGAGGCGAUGAGGGAGGGAGUGCAGGUGGUGCUGGUGGGGAAGCCCAACUCAGGCAAGAGCUCGCUGCUGAACGCGCUGGCGAGGAGGAGGGCAGCGAUUGUAUGCGAGCAGCCAGGGACGACGAGAGAUAUUGUGGAGGUGAAGCUGAACCUGGCGGGGAUGCCGGUGAUGGUGAAGGACACGGCCGGGUUGAGGAAGGAGGCUGGGGAUGCAGUGGAGGAGGAGGGGAUAGAGCUUGCGGUGGAAGCCUACUUCAAUGCCAACGUGCGGGUCAUGGUGACAGAU